AUGGGCAGCCCUCACAAAAGCUGGCAGCACUGCUUGAUAUCGAUAGACGACGUUCGACUUCAUUACCGACCGCUCUGAAAUUCCACGAUUCUUUAUUUAUUGUUUUUGUUGGAAUUGCGCAUACAGAAGGAAUAUAACAAACGAAAGCGGUAAAAAAGAACGACAGCAUACAAGAAGUGGCAUAAAGGAAUAAUUAGAAAAGAACAUCAGGCAAACUUCUUAGAGGGAAAGCAACCACAACACAUCCAGAUCCACAUCCAUGGCAGCCGGCACCACAUUGCAGAAGGCCAUCGAUUUGGUGACCAAAGCCACCGAGGAGGAUCGCAAUAAGAACUAUGCGGAGGCGUUGCGUCUCUACGAGCACGGAGUCGAGUAUUUCCUCCAUACCAUCAAAUAUGAGGCGCAGGGCGAGAAGGCAAAGGAUUCUAUUCGAGCGAAAUGUUUACAAUACUUGGAUAGAGCCGAGAAGCUCAAGGAAUAUCUAAAGAAGGGCAAGAAGAAACCCAUUAAGGAGGGCGGCGAGAACAGCUCCAAGGACGACAAGGACAAAAAGAGCGACAGCGAUGACGAUGACGGCGACGAUCCAGAGAAAAAGAAACUGCAAAGCAAACUGGAGGGUGCCAUUGUCAUUGAGAAGCCGCAUGUCCAGUGGUCCGAUGUUGCUGGUCUCGAUGCCGCCAAGGAGGCGCUCAAGGAAGCCGUCAUCUUGCCCAUCAAGUUUCCACAGCUGUUUACCGGCAAACGCAUACCCUGGAAGGGAAUAUUGCUGUUUGGCCCGCCCGGUACGGGCAAAUCGUAUCUGGCCAAAGCUGUCGCCACCGAGGCGAAUCGAUCCACAUUCUUUUCAGUGUCUAGCUCCGAUCUGAUGUCCAAAUGGCUGGGCGAGUCCGAGAAGCUGGUGAAGAAUCUCUUCGAGCUGGCACGCCAGCACAAGCCAUCGAUUAUAUUCAUUGACGAAAUCGAUUCCAUGUGCUCCGCCCGUUCGGACAAUGAGAACGACAGUGUGCGUCGCAUCAAGACCGAGUUUCUGGUGCAGAUGCAGGGCGUGGGCAACGACACCGAUGGCAUACUCGUCCUGGGUGCCACCAAUAUACCCUGGGUCCUCGACUCCGCCAUUCGCCGGCGUUUCGAGAAGCGCAUCUACAUUCCGCUGCCGGAAGCGAAUGCGCGCCUUGUCAUGUUCAAAAUCCAUUUGGGCAACACCACGCACGUGCUGACCGAGCAGGAUCUCAAGGAGUUGGCCGGAAAGACCGAUGGUUACUCUGGCGCCGAUAUAUCGAUUGUGGUGCGCGAUGCGUUAAUGGAACCUGUUCGCAAGGUGCAAACUGCCACGCACUUCAAGCGCGUCUCUGGACCAUGUCCAAACAAUAAGGAUGAGACUGUCGAUGAUCUGCUGGUGCCUUGCUCGCCGGGCGAUUCCGGUGCCGUCGAGAUGAACUGGAUGGAUGUGCCCAGCGAUAAGCUAUUCGAACCGCCUGUAACUAUGCGCGACAUGUUGAAAUCCUUGUCACGCACGAAACCGACUGUCAACGACGACGAUUUAAUAAAGCUGCGCAAAUUCACAGAGGACUUUGGUCAGGAGGGUUAGGAGCCAGGUCAAUGCCAACCACCAUCGUCACCAACAUCGUCACCGCCACCGCCAACAAUCCAACAACCCAACAAACAAACAACCAAACAAGCAGCACCAUCAGCUAAUUCUAAUUGUUGCCUAUUGCAUUAAUCGAAACAACAACUAUAUUGGAUUUACAAUCCGAUCUUGAUAUAGUUUACAAAUUAAUUGUAUCUCUUGUAUUUUUGUUCGGGUCUUUUUCGAUAUAUGAGAAUGUAUGAUGAUAGUAUAUAUUAUUGCUUAAAUUGUAAUUCAUGUUUUGUCGAAUGCUGCUCCAGUUGCACCACAGAUACGCACCCCUCACCGCCCCCCGCCCCUCUCCAUCACACAGAGAUGUUGCUGCAGCUGCUGUUGCAAUGGCAAAAAUGAGAAAUUGUUAAAGAAGUUGAUGUAUUUUUUUAUACUCGUAAUGUUAAGUCGUAAAUCCGAAAUGAAGCUGAAUGUUAUACACUUCAAAUGUGUCCAUGCGAGUGUGUGUGCGUGUGUGCGUGCGAGUGUGUGUGUGUAUCUGUGUGUAAUAUGCAAGUGGGCGCCACAUUCGACUGCCUUCACUCCUGGAACACCUGCCUGCGCAUUCGCCGGACAGUCAGCCAGACAGACCAACAGACAGAGAGACGAACGGACGGACGGACAGUUGAGACAGGUAAAAUAGCCAGUUGGCCAAGUAGCCAGUUAGCCAACCAGCAAACCAAUCUAAUUUUAAUUGUAAACUAUCGAAAAAUACAAAAUAAACGAUAUUAAAUUUAAAA
Messenger RNA from Drosophila innubila, 2358 nucleotides. RefSeq names its product vacuolar protein sorting-associated protein 4A (gene Vps4). Gene Ontology annotation, molecular function: ATP binding; ATP hydrolysis activity. The transcript has 5 exons. NCBI's taxonomy places the organism in Eukaryota, Metazoa, Arthropoda, Insecta, Diptera, Drosophilidae. Gene Ontology annotation, biological process: vacuole organization; endosomal transport. The record is from RefSeq and is a predicted model, not a curated record. The coding region runs from base 260 to 1588 and encodes 442 amino acids.